Messenger RNA from Ictalurus punctatus (channel catfish), 4611 nucleotides. RefSeq lists its product as uncharacterized. The coding region runs from base 777 to 2000 and encodes 407 amino acids. NCBI's taxonomy places the organism in Eukaryota, Metazoa, Chordata, Actinopteri, Siluriformes, Ictaluridae. The record is from RefSeq and is a predicted model, not a curated record. Gene Ontology annotation, molecular function: protein binding. The transcript is spliced from 7 exons.
UAUAUAUAUAUAUAUAUAUAUAUAUAUAUAAAUUUGAUUGCGCAGCUGAGCUGUUAUGUCAACUAUAAAAUUAGGAGGUGCUGUGCAUUAUGUACUUAACUAUGCCUGUGUGUAUUUAAAGAAACUGAGAAAUCAGAUAAUGAGUUGUAAAUUAUUUUAUUUUCUGUAUGGUCUUUAUUUCCUUGCUUUUCUCUAACAGCACCUGAGAAGUCUAUAUAUGAAUGUUCUAGUUUGUUAUUGUUUUGAAAAAAAAUGGGGAUGUAAAGGUUUGUUUAAAUGUUAUUUUAUUAAGGAAUUUAAAUUGCAUUAAAAUUGUAAAAGAUGAUUUUGUGUUUCAAGUUGUUUAAUUCCACCAGAGAGAGCUGUUGUCUGUCUGUCUGUCUGUCUGUCUGUCUCUCUCUCUUUCGUUCGUUCGUGCUCACGUGCGUUCUCGCUCUUUCUCUCUCUUUCUCUCUCUCUCUCUCUCUCUCUCUCUCUCUCUGGUAUGAUGACAGUUCUGAGGUGCCACUCUGAGCGCUUAGUGUGUGGUUGUGUUUUCAUAUUGUCACCCAUCUUGGUGAGCUUAUUAAACCCCUCUACUCUUCUGCUGGUAAGUACUGAAAAGUAAGAAAUCUGAAAAUGUACAAGUGAAAAGUUACUGAAAUUCUUUCAGUAAAAACAUUUUCUAAUGAAUAGUAGCUAAGAUGUGUAUUAUGACUAUGGUUACGUUUCCACUGAAUGCCAGCGCAAUAUUUGGAUGAAAUUUUUCCAUUUCGCUUCUUGGUGCAGUUGUUGUGAUGUGGGCUGUUCCUCUCAUCUUGUCAGUGAUGUCUUUAGUGCUGUAUGUAGGAUCCUCAUUCUCUUCUUGCACUACCAGUGUGAGGGUUCAGGAUUUACGCUGCUACAUGAACUGGAGCUGUUCUGAUGUCACCUCCACCAAUGCGACCUUCACUGUCCAGUCAAAGAGACAAGGGGAAGAGUGGGAGAAUGUCUCUCACUGUCUACAGAUCACCUCCGAUAGUUGUGAUCUGUCUGAGGUCUUCGAUGACUUUUAUCUCUACAACUUCGUCAGGCUGGGACUGAACCAGGGACAUGGAAAAAUUAAUUGGACUUUACCACAGCUUUGUGACCCGGUCAAAGGCCCGAAUAUGAGUUUUAGCGCCCCCUCGCUGUCCCUCUCUCUGAAGGAGCAACAGCUCUGGGUGGAGGUGAUCUUUCAAUGUGCUCCGAAUGCUGUCUGUCAGACUUUGAUGGAGGGUUAUGACGAGCAUACUCCAAUCUGCUGUGCCCUCGGUUUAUUCCUGACGCUGAACGCCACAGUGACUCUUUAUAAUAAACAUGAUAUGAAUGAUAUUCAGACUCGCACUGAGAUUGUGGAAGAUAGUCGGUGGAAGGUGCCGUUUGUUGUGCUUGCUUCUGGUCAGGAGUACUGUGCUGUGGCCCAGCUUGGCUCCUCUCCUGUCUCUAACCCACAGUGCAUCUACGUCCCACUGCUGGUAACAUUUCUCCUGGCCCCGUGUGGUGUCUUCAUUGCUCUUCUUCUCGUGGUGGGGUUUGUGCUGAGGAGAUGGGGGUGCUGGUGUGUUUCGACAGACCUCAGACUCCCUAAAGUUCUGAUGUCUCUUCAGAGUCAGGAUCAGGAGGGUUCUGUUGUGGAUGAACCCAGUCAGCCCACUCCUGAAGAAGAGGAGUCUAUUGUCCAUCUCUCAUUCAUCUCCCUUAACAGCAUGCUUCCUUUUGACUCUGAAUCAGUUUAUCCACAUUUGCAGAGUCCUGGGGUCAGCUAUUACACCACAGCCCUUCUGCAGGGCCGGUUUUGUGAUGGAAAUGAGGACAUAGAUUACCUCUCCAGCGAUGUCGAAACAGAUUGUGCUUUUCCAGAUUAUUAUCCAUGGCCACGUUGGUCAUCACUUCCUGCUCUCAGAACAGGGAUGGUGUGUUUGUUGGGGAACUUUCUUCCUUCAGAGGGCAUAGGGAUUCCUUUAAGCUCGGUCAGAGUAGCUGGAGCACAGAUAGCCUAGAUGGAGUCAGAUCUUUCUAUCAAAGUACUUCCAAUCCUGUAUAAUGAUGGGAAUUAAUCUUCAAUUAAUUCAAGCGGUUUCUCAGCCCAGCCAUUUAUUUCCUGAUGUAUAUGGAAAGGUGACGAUGUAUAUGGAAAGGUGACUGCCAAGAUACAUGUUUUCCAAGAUCCAUCAAGUCUAACAACCCUAUUCUGUAUACAUGAGCUAAUAUGCUCGUGAUCGGCUAGUGUUGCUCAGAUUGCUAUGCUUCCAGCAGCAGGGCACAGCAUGAUCUCGCAGUUAGCUAUGAAUAAAAACUUUGUAUUCUGAUUUUUUUUUUUUUUUUUUGGUAAAAACUGUCAAAACAAUUCCUCAGGAAUUUCAAAUGGUCCACAAUUUUGCUCUUUCCCAGCACGCAAAGCACCAUAACCAAGCAAUGACUACAACUUGUGUAAAAAUUUUUUUAAAAAAGUGUGUAAAAAUGAGCAAAAUAUGGACAGUUAUGGGUGUUACUGUCCGUGUGUGCAGAACAGGUUAGUUCCUGUCAUCUCUGCAACAACCUCUCUCUUUUGAAGUUAAUAAGACAAAAAUGAAGCUCAUCAUUUUACCCAGAAACCGGAAAGCGGUCCAUAUUAAUGCCAUCUGUGUUUAAGUUCAGCUACUACAAACUUACAGUACAUAUGGAAUCAUUUUGUCACCUCAGUACUAUACUGUAUUUUAUGUAUGAAUAAAUCAGAAGGUAAGGCCAUCAAUCUGUUGAUGAUCUUAACCCAAUCCAAAAUUGGUGCUGAUUUUGGGAUACACCCAUGCAGCAGUGUGACGCAUUUCAGUAGGCAGUCAUAAAUCCUCAACUAUUGGUUCUACCCCCUGUGGACUCUUUUCUGCACAUAUGAGGGGGGUGGUGAUGUGGCGGUGAUGGUGACGGAGGGGUACAGACACUCGGCCUGCAAAACUCCCCCCACACUGCCCCCCAGCACUGACUCAUUGUUGCCUGCCCUGGCUUAGUUUUCAUGGUCAAUAACUCACUAUUCACUGCUUUACCGUGAAUUUUAUGCUGAUGGUGGUAUUUUUAAAGAAGUAUUGCAAACCACAAUUAGGCCCUAAGGAGCAGUGCGGACAUUUGGGUAAGUCCUGUUACUGUGUACAGCUUUAAUUGUAAUGACUUUCACCCUUCUUGAGUUUAAGCUGCUGUCUGUUUGAUUUAUGCCAAGUAGACCAGUGGAGCUAUUUCACUGUGCUGUAGUUUGACGACAGUAGGGUUUUUUUUGUAUGUGUGUGCGCCAUGUAUGAUUUUGAUGAAGCCUGUAGUGAAUUAUUCCUUCAUUAAUGUAUAAAAUCAUAAAUAAAGAUACCAGGUUUCAUUGUUGCAGUUUUAAAUGUCAGGUUGACCAAGGUGAAAAGCAGGAGUGUUACAGAGGAAAUAUAUACGUGCUGCUCUAAUAAAGCCACAACCCACAAACCUGAAAAAAACACGUUGAAAAACAAGAGCAAGCAAGUAAGAACUAGACAGAUGGCAAAAGGGUGAACACGAGUGAGAAAACCCCUGAACUGAGGUUUUGUACUCAUGCUAUAUUUGCAUUGAUGAGCACCUUCAACAUUAUGAUUCAGUUUUCUAUAAUACGUAAAAAACAUGGAUUGCACAUUUCAUAUUUUUUAACAAAUGUAAGCCACUUCUGUUUAGCAUCUGUUAAUAUUUCUCUGCAUUUGUGCCGUGUUUUUACAUUAUAAUAUUAAAUAAUAAAUGUAUAAUAAACAGUUAAUCAAAUCAAGAAUGCUGAAUACCUGAUACAGGUGUGAAGAAAAUCAUGGACUGUUGGAGGUUCAUUAUUUUAUAUAAUUUUUUUUUUUAAGUAUAUUUUCCCACCUUUAAAAAUAUGUACAUGCUUCUGAAUAUUGUUUUUGCCAGUACACUGACUCACACUGCUUCAGUGCCAGUUCAAAGAGACCGGCAGAGCAGAAAAAACCUGUUGCAGGAGAUAUUCUCGUAAGAAGAUACGCUCAUCAGAAACUGCUCUGUAACUUAUGAGGUCAAUAUCUUUAUUAUAAUAAAUCAUUUUUUAAAGUACAGCAAUAGCUCCAAUGAUUUUGUGAAUGUUACACCACAGUCUUGUUAAAUUUUCUGUAACAGCAGCUCUGAUAGUAGUUCCAUCUGUGUUUGAAAUCACAGAUUUAUAUUAAUGCUCUUGUUAUGGUGCAUUAUGGUUUAUUUAGAGGAGAGAGAAAAAGACAGGCUGGUGAGGGAACGACUGUUUUAUAGCUGCUAUAAUGUAUGUGAAUCAAGAAUUACGUACCACAACAUUAACUACAAAUGUUUAUUAAACAUCAUUGGCAAAUUGCUGUAGUAUAAGAGGACUGAAACAGUUCAGGACAUGCUGUUACAGGUAAAUAAUCAACUUCAGGGGGGUAACAUAAUACUAACGCUGCUUCUCCCCACCCGGUCACUGAUUAUGUUCGUAUAACAGUACGUUAUAACACCAAUAGUGUUUUACUUCCUAAUAUAAGUACAUAACUCUCAAGAUGAUGCUGUGCACAUACACACUUGGCAUCCUUCUGUCUCUCCUGUCUUCCACUUUCAUUUGUUCGAUCCUGCUUUAAUUACUGUGGCAAGAUCUAUCCAGCUGCAAGUUUCAGG